AAAUUGCACUAAAUGGCAUUCCCAGAGUCAAUACAGAAAUCAACUCGGUCUUCAACUCCAGCCAAUGGAAUGGAAAGCAGCCAAAUAGCCGUAUCCCCCAAAUCGAAUCAUGUAAGCUCCGUAAUGCUUUAUGGUAUACCCAUAGUAUCCCUGUACAUUGAAGGUCAAGAGCGCCUGUGCUUGGCCCAGAUUUCAAACACACUUUUGAAACAGUUCAGCUAUAAUGAGAUCCACAAUCGACGCGUGGCACUGGGUAUAACGUGCGUGCAGUGCACGCCCGUCCAACUAGAGAUACUACGCAGAGCUGGUGCUAUGCCCGUUAGUUCCCGACGCUGCGGGAUGAUAACGCGGCGAGAGGCGGAACGGCUAUGCAAGAGCUUUCUGGGUGAUAAUACACCGCCUCGGCUGCCCGAUGAUUUUGCAUUUAGCGUACAGCACAAAUGCGCGUGGGGCUGUCGCGGAUCGUUUCUGCCCGCACGCUAUAAUUCGUCGCGUGCGAAGUGCAUUAAGUGCAGCUAUUGUGGAAUGUUCUUCUCGCCAAAUAAAUUCAUUUUCCACUCGCAUCGCAUUACCACCAACGAUCGAUAUGUACAGCCGGAUGCAGCUAACUUCAAUUCCUGGCGUCGUCAUAUGACUUUGACUGGCCACAGUCAUGAUGAGAAGAUAAUUCACGCUUGGGAAGAUGUUAAGGCAAUGUUUAAUGGUGGCACUAGGAAGAGGCUUGUAAGCUGCAAUAACAACAACAAUAACAAUAACAACAACAGUAGCCGCAGUAAUAGCGGUAACACCAAUUGCAAUCCAAAUCAAAAUUCACCAGCAACUGAUCAAACACCAAUCCACAAUUCGUCGUCCAUUAGCCGCGAGACGAAAACGACCCUUGAAGAAACACUUUGCACUACCACGACGAUGUCGAAACGACCUAUGAAUCAGCAAUAUAACUAUAGCACAGUAGCAGCUGCGGCUGCGGCAGCUGUUGUUGGUGUUGGCGUUGGUGUAACAGCAGUUGCUGGCUUCAAUCUGCAUCGGUCAACUGUAUUAUCGCCACUGCAGUCGCUCCGCAACGAGCACGAUUUAUCAAUAGUGCCGCUGUCACGAAACUUUGUUGUUGACUAUACGAUGUGGCACCAGCAGCAACAACAGCAACAACAGCAACAGCAGCAGCAGCAGCAGCAGCAGCAGCAGCAACAAAGUCAAUCAUUAAAAAAGUUGAAUAGUAACGAUGCCAUAAAUGAGUCUUGUCCAUGGAUCAGAACCGACUUAAGCAAUCUGCAACAACCAUUAAAUGAGAUUAAAAAUGAGCCACGCACAUCGGCCAACUAUCGCAAAGUUCAUGAUGAGCCCACGGACUUCAAUAUACCAUCAAUAUUAAGUUGUUCAGCUUUUAAACCAGUUGUCGCCUCGACUGCAAUUAUGUCAACUUCGCUGUAUGCAACGCGAUCAAAUGAUUCGAUUAACAAUGUUUACAUAAGUCCAACGCAAACAACUACUGUAUUCACACACAACAGCAUUACAACUGAAAGUUUGCCAACAGGUGCAAUAAUUAAUUCAACAUCAGCUGCACAAAUAGAGCAGUUGAACGAAAAUAAUGUCAAUCGUCAGAUGAGAGCCGUAGAGCCAGUGUAUACUAGAAAUACAGAUGAAGAUAACGAUAAUGAUGAUGAUAAUGAUCCCGAUAAAUAUCAUGAUAGCCAUAAUGGGCAUGUUGCCGAUGAUGAUGACGAAGUUGUCGACAUUGAGACGACAGAAGAUGAUACUUUAAUCGUAAAUGAAUCAAUUAACAUUUGCCCUGAUGAUAUAAGCUCGCUCAGUACAACCCAAUCCCAAACACACUCCCUUUCACAUUCAGAAUCAGUAAGCCCCAACGACGAUGUUGAUGUCGAUGGCACUACAACCGAUGUUGAAGAUGAAAUUGAUUACAAAUCAAACAGUUGCUCAAAUUUUCAUCUUCACAACCAUGAAAUAUAUAAGCUAACAUCUAUGUCCAGAAACGCUGACAUAAAAAAAAAUGCUGAGAAUUCAAGUGGGUUCAAUGGACUGAAGAGAUUGUCGCGCCGCAAGUACUCAAUGAGCCAACAACGUCAAUUUUUCAAAAAGAAUUUGUCGAAAAUUGAUAACGAUAAGAUAUUUUGUGGACAAUCUAGCCUGCAUAAUGUACCACAGCGAGUUACGUUCCCAGUAUUUUUUAGAUCCCAUUUGAGCUCAUUUCGAAAUCGCCAAAACCAAAACCAACACCAAAGACCACCGAGCCCCUUUAAUACGCAUAGAACAUUAUAUUGUUGUGAUUCUACAGCGCGAUCAAUUGAAAAUGGCAUCGAAUAA
This is a messenger RNA of Drosophila arizonae, 2319 nucleotides long. It is a transcript of the gene fuss, whose product is annotated as SKI family transcriptional corepressor fussel. The record is from RefSeq and is a predicted model, not a curated record. Lineage: Eukaryota; Metazoa; Arthropoda; Insecta; Diptera; Drosophilidae. Gene Ontology annotation, biological process: negative regulation of BMP signaling pathway; negative regulation of transcription by RNA polymerase II. Gene Ontology annotation, cellular component: cytoplasm; nucleus; transcription regulator complex. Gene Ontology annotation, molecular function: DNA-binding transcription factor activity, RNA polymerase II-specific; SMAD binding; RNA polymerase II cis-regulatory region sequence-specific DNA binding.